AUGGAAAACAAUCUGAUUAUUGUGCUGUUGAUCUUAUGUACUCUCCACUUUUCAGGGUUUGAAGCUAAUGCAUUGUCUUAUGAUUAUACAGCCAGCAUUGAGUGCUUGGAAAAUCCUGACAAACCUCUGUACGGUGGAGGAAUCGUCUUGAAUCCAGAGCUAAAUGUGGGCUUGGAAGGAUGGCAUGCAUUCGGAGGUGCAAAGAUGAAACAUAUUGAACUUGCUGGCAACAAAUUCGUUGCUACUCAUGGAAGGAAUCAGCCAAGUGAUAGUAUCUCACAGAAGCUUUAUUUGCAAAAUGAGAUGCUCUAUUCUUUCUCUGCUUGGAUACAGGUAAGUGAAGGAAAUGCUCCUGUAGCUGCCGUUUUCAAAACAGCAACAGGGUUCAAACAUGCUGGUGCAGUUGUUGCUGAAUCCAAGUGCUGGUCUAUGCUUAAGGGUGGCUUCACUUCAGAUGCCUCUGGCCCAGCCGAGCUUUACUUUGAGAGCAAGAAUACAUCAGUCGAAAUUUGGGUUGAUAGCAUUUCACUCCAACCAUUUACCCAAGAAGAGUGGACAUCCCACCAAGAUCAAGGUAUUAAAAAGGUUCGUAAAGCAAAUGUGAGAAUCCAAGUAGUUGAUAAACAAGGCAAUCCCCUGCCAAAUGCUACAAUUUCCAUCGUACAAAAGCAAUCAGGAUUUCCAGUUGGUUGUGCUAUAAACAAAAAUAUCCUGACAAACACCGCCUACCAAAAUUGGUUUACCUCAAGGUUCAGAUUCACGACAUUUGAAGAUGAAAUGAAGUGGUACAGCACUGAAGGGUCUCCUGGCCAUGAGGACUACUUAUCCGCUGAUGCCUUGCUUAGGUUUGCCAAGGAACAUAACAUUGCAGUUCGAGGUCACAAUGUUGUCUGGGAUGAUCCCAAGUACCAACCAGGCUGGCUUUACUCACUUUCUCCUACUGCUCUGUCUAAGGCUGUUGCUAAAAGGAUAAAUUCUAUUAUGUCAAGAUACAAGGGCCAGCUUAUUUCAUGGGAUGUUGUUAAUGAAAAUCUGCAUUUUUCAUUCUUUGAAAGAAAGUUGGGGAUGCAGGCUUCUGCAACCUUUUAUAAGCUGGCUCAGGCAACUGAUGGUACGGUCCCUUUAUUUUUGAAUGAUUACAAUACUAUAGAGGAUAGCAGAGAUGGGGCAUCCACACCAGCUAAGUACCUUCAAAAGCUGAGAGAAAUCCAAGCUUUCCCUGGCAACAGAAAUGUCAGGAUGGGAAUUGGGCUUGAGGCUCAUUUUAAUACUCCAAACCUUCCUUACAUGAGAGCUUCUAUUGAUACUCUUGCUGCCACUGGAUUGCCCAUUUGGCUAACAGAACUUGAUGUUCAAAACAGCCCCAAUCAGGCCAAAUAUUUGGAUCAGGUUCUGAAGGAAGCACAUUCUCACCCUAAAGUGGAUGGCAUUGUAAUGUGGGCAGCAUGGAAACCACAAGGUUGUUACAGAAUGUGUUUAACUGAUAACAAUUUCAAGAACUUGCCCACUGGGAAUGUUGUAGACAACCUGUUGCACCAAUGGAGUUCUAAGGCCCUGGCGGGAUCGACAGACUCUGACGGUUUCUUUGAAGAAUCCCUUUUUCAUGGAGAGUAUGAAGUCAAAAUCACACAUCCUUCUUCUUUGGCUCACAGCUUUGUGAUCGUUUCAACUAAUGCAUCCCAGCAAUCGCCAGUGAUUUUUCAAUUUUCUGUAUGA
Molecule: messenger RNA, 1716 nt
Organism: Durio zibethinus
Lineage: Eukaryota; Viridiplantae; Streptophyta; Magnoliopsida; Malvales; Malvaceae
Product: endo-1,4-beta-xylanase 5-like
Biological process (GO): carbohydrate metabolic process
Molecular function (GO): hydrolase activity, hydrolyzing O-glycosyl compounds
Source: RefSeq, a predicted model, not a curated record